UCUCUCUUCCUCUCUGUCUUUCUCUACUGUAUCUCUUCCUCUCUCAUAUCCCCCCCUUUCUCUCUUCUCUCUCUCUGAUUUCUGCAUUAAUCGAUGGCUAACACAGUACAACACUCCACUUUUGCUCAGAAGGAUGAGAAAAGUAAAAAGUCCACAAUAAACCACAACCUAUCCCACGGUGGUCUCUUCCUCCUGCUUCCCUCUUCCAAGUCCACAGCUGUUUUCCUGCUCACUCCCCUAUCCCCCCCAAGAGACCUGUCCAUAUGUGUUGGAGAUGUCUGGUGGACACGCAGAUCUUUGGAGCCUUUCGCCAUUCUCUGGGACAUUUUCCUCCGCGUUUCUUCGCCUCCGUCCCUGGGACUCGUAAGACCGUUGGAUGAUCCCGAAGACUGAGGAAGUUUUUGUAUCCUUCCCAGGAACACAACUACAACACAGAUAGCUCAGAGCCAGGAGAAGUCUGGGAAGGCAGCCAAGGAAUUCCUGGUGCCAGACGUCACUGGGAUCUUGUAGAAGAAUGAGAUUCCUCGUGUGUACAAGCUUCCUCCUCUCCCUGAUAUUCGGGAUUCUGAAGACACACGCAGCCCCCAGCUGUCCUCUAACUAUGAACAGCAAUGCCUUUGACGACCAGUAUGAAGGUUGCCAACAGGAAAUGGACAAUGCAAUCAAAUCCUACCUACUUGAGGAGGAAAAAGACGCUAACCCUGAUUUUGCUCAUGCCUGGGAUUUCGCAAUGGAGGCAUGGGACGAAAACAAAGAGUAUCUAACUGAAGAAAUCCCUCAUGGCUUCCGGGAUGAGUAUGGAGUUGCUAUUAUCAUUUACUCCAACGACACAGUUUAUUCCGAUUUUAACGAAGCCGUGAGGAAUUAUGACCGGGAAUAUUUCAACUAUCAUUCCUUGCAUUUCUUCAUGACCCGAGCCAUGAACCUCCUGAAAGUGGACUGUCCAUCGUCUGUGUAUAGAGGGGUGAACAGGGUGCGUCUGUUACCUGAGCAUGUGGGGGAGAGAAUCCGCUUUGGACAGUUCACCUCUUCCUCCAGGAAUCAAACAGUGGCAGAGAACUUUGGGAUGGGGACUUUCUUCAACAUAAGCACCUGCUUUGGGGCAGACAUACACAACUUCUCCUCCUAUCCAGGGGAAGAGGAGGUUCUUAUACCGGUAGACGAGGUGUUCGAAGUGACGCACUUUACCAGGGAUGAUGGCGAAAGCAGAUUCGUGCUUAAAACGACGAAAGACAGAUGUCAUUACUACAACUGUGACUUCUUAAGAAAAGGGGGGAAAUCCAACACAUGUGUGUAUAGCAGAGGUACAAAGGAAUUGUUUUCAUCAGCAGUGAUAGCGCUCUCCAUUUCUGUACUGAUCUUCAUCAUGAAGGACAUAACUGAGUGUUAAGAAGAUGAUAAACCCAAUGACCUCCCCACUGUUAUACACUGUGAAGCAAUAUGGACAGAUUCUCCUCCAGGAGAUGA
Molecule: messenger RNA, 1467 nt
Organism: Rana temporaria (common frog)
Lineage: Eukaryota; Metazoa; Chordata; Amphibia; Anura; Ranidae
Product: ecto-ADP-ribosyltransferase 5-like
Exons: 5
Coding region: 515-1390 (291 amino acids)
Molecular function (GO): NAD+-protein-arginine ADP-ribosyltransferase activity; NAD+ poly-ADP-ribosyltransferase activity
Source: RefSeq, a predicted model, not a curated record